AUGCCGACUCCUCCCUUGGUGCUUGAUCAGGUCUACCGGCGUGUCGAGCUUGAUGCACGCGUACACAGCGAUCUAGCUGGACCGGACGACGACGACGAUGCGCCUGAGCCCUACGAACCGCCUACCCUGGUACCGAGAGCGUUCAAAGAGAAGCCCGAGAUUCGGCACGCAUACCUCAGGGCGGUUUUGGAGAACGUCUUCAACAAGGUUCCGGUGCUCAACGCGUCUAAGCUCCUUUCGUUCAUGCUAGAUAAUCUAUCUAUUGUGGCUCCUCUACCGAUCUAUCCCAAGCCCGUCAAGACCCUUCAAAGUGCCAAACGACGUCUCGGGAUCGACGCUGACCAGUACAUCAUCAAAUACGCUGUUUGUCCGGACUGCUGGAAGCACUACCACCCGAAUGAUCUUAUGGCUCUGGAGUCCCCUAUAUGCACUGUCACCGGCUGCUCUGGCAACGUCUAUGUCGACACAGUCAACGCGAGGGGCAAACACAUUCGCAAGCCCAUCAAAGCCCAUCCCCAAGUGUCCCUCAUUGCCUCGUUGCGUCGCAUGUUCAUGCGACCCGGGUUUGCACACAUGAUCAGGGACAGUCGAGCUGACGUAUCUAAUAGAAACGACGAUAGUGGUUUCAUCAUGCGAGACAUGCACGACGGUGCGCUUUGGCACCAACUCGACACCCAUACAGUCCGCGAAGUUGGCGAACGCGGCCAUGUUCGCGAUCGCCCCGAAGACGGCCGCGAUACUGCACCAAAACUCACAUCACACCGAUAUGGGCUGCAUCUGACAUGCAACGUUGAUUGGAUGGGGAUACUCGAAAAUCGGCCGCAUUCAACCGGUGCUAUGUACAUCGCCAUCAACGAUCUCCCGCGCGACCAACGAUUCUUACAAGUCAACACAAUCUGCCUGAGUGUCAUGCCUGGACCCAAGGAGCCGGACUCACGUCAAAUUAGCCAUUGCAUGGAGCCAAUGGCAAAGGAGCUUAUCAAUUUAACUCACGGAUGCUAUCAGUUAUUAGGUGUUGAUAUGGAUGUGCACGGCGAGGAUGAGCAGGCCAGCAUUUAUGCGGACUGUGCAUGUCUCGAUUGCGACAUGCCCGCAUCCCACAAGUGUAAUGGGACUUCGAGUCACUCUAGCGACAUGCAUCCAUGCCUCUACUGUGAGGCAAAUAUCCUCGACAUCGACAAACCAUCAGGCUAUGACCACACGUCCAACCUCAAAGAUGAUUUCAAGCUUCUACGACAUGCUUACCGUUCACGCAACGCUACCGAAGCUCGACAGGCCCAGAUACUUGAAGACCAUGGCAAACGGUUUGUUGUCCUCGAUCUGAUCCCAGGCUGGCUUCCUAAGACCAAGACGGCACCAGACUUCAUGCACGCUGUCUUCCUAGGUAUUAUUCCCCAUUUAUAUGACGUCGUCAUCUUUGGCGGAUAUGUGAUGACUGGCGUUGGCGGUGCAAACUCGGCCAAGGCUCGGUUCGAGUCACUCAUUAAUUCAAUAUCAUGGCCAAGUCAUAUCACCAGACUUCCCAAGAACCUCGGUGAAAAUCAUUCACUGAAGAAGGCCGACGAAUGGCGUCGCCUGAUCGCCAUCACCCCAGUCUUGCUCUGGUGGACUUGGCGUGAUGAAGACGAUGUCAUCCCUCACUCGGAACCAGUCCUGCCGCCCAACACAACCGCGCCGUCGUUCUCUCGUAACCGACAACAGCUAUACGACGCAAUCUUGCUCCUCUGCGCCGCCGUACGAAUCCUCUCUUCUCGAGAGAUCUCCAUGGAUCAAGCUCGAAUCGGCCAGUCAUUCCUCGCACAGUACUGCGAGCGCUUCAUUGCUCUUGGUAUCCCCCUCCGCCCUAACCAUCAUGUUGCCAUGCACACUGCUGAUGUCAUUCGGCUGUUUGGUCCCGUGUACGCAUGGUGGCUCUUCGCGUUUGAGCGCUUCAACGGUAUGCUCGAGCGCGUCAAGCACAACGGCCACGAUGGUGGGGAGAUGGAGCUCACGCUCAUGCGAGCAUGGGUCCAGGGUCAUCUAAUCUAUGAGUACCUAAUCUCUCUGCCGCCCGGUGCUCACAAACUCGAACGAGACGCGCUCGACGAGAUCAUCAAGACUCAGGCACGCAAUCGGGGAGCUAUGAUGACUGAAAUUGCCAUCUAUCAAAGUGAGGCAGCUGAAGAUAAUGUCCGUUUACCCAGUCGAGCCGCCAAGUUUGUGAACUUGCGCGCAGAACAGUCAAACACCUCGCCAGACCUCUACCGCCUGCUACUCGGAUACUGCAGGCGGUUAUGGCCUGAUCUCAAGCUUGCCAGUGAUCGUAGCUGCCGCCCUGACACGACACCCUUCGUGUCACAUCGUGUCGCGCGUGCUCUGAGCUAUGUGCGCAAGGAUGGCAUCCGUUAUGGUUCCACCACAAAUCGACGGACGCAGGCCGACGCUUUUGCAUUUAUCAAUGACAGCGAUUCUGUUCGCGUCCCGGUACGUAUCCACUCGCUGUAUUCGGUUGUCGUGGGCGAUAAACAGCCGCACGUUUGCGCUGUCAUUGAGCGUCUCGUUUCGGAUGAGAACAUACCGGCCCUCCCUUGGGGAAUGUUUUCGACCAUGCUUGGGAUCUACGUCUGCUAUGCAGACGUCUUCCGUCCCUUUGAGGUCAUCCCAGUGUCGAGCAUUCAGUGCUCGAUUGGCCUUAUCCCCAUCACACUUUGCAGCUGCCCACGGCCAUUGUGGGCUGCCGUUUCAUUCGACCAUGUAAGUCUUUUAUCGUACUUCAAUUACAGUUGUCUACUGAUGGAACAAAAGGCUGGCACGGAGCCAGAAGAAUUUUUUGAGUAG
Coniophora puteana RWD-64-598 SS2 is the source of this 2817-nucleotide messenger RNA. RefSeq lists its product as uncharacterized. NCBI's taxonomy places the organism in Eukaryota, Fungi, Basidiomycota, Agaricomycetes, Boletales, Coniophoraceae. The coding region runs from base 1 to 2817 and encodes 938 amino acids. The transcript is spliced from 8 exons. The record is from RefSeq and is a predicted model, not a curated record.